AUGGCUUCUCGCACCAAAGAACCGAAAAAAGACGACGACCCGCCUCCAUACUCUAAACAUCCUACGGACGGCGCGGCAACAGCAGCCACUGCUGCUGCUGCUACCACUCAAGCCCCCCCUCCCCCUUUCACACCUCAACCUCAACAUCAGCAACAACAACCAACUCAAAUCCCCCGCCAGUUCCCCCCCGCGUUCAGCAUGUACAUCCAACGCAAACACCACUACCACAUCGGCUCGCACCAAUCCGCGCCGCUCUACGCCGUGACCACCGCGCCGGGGUACUCCUCGCGGCCGGACGUGGUGCUGCACAGCGGCCCGGGGGAGCACACGCCCCCGCUGGCCGUCGUAGCGCGCACGGGCCGCGAACACGCUCUCACGGUGGCGCUGCCCGGAUCAUCGGCGGCGGCCGAGGAGCGCGUCGAAACGCCGGCGUUCUUUCCCCUAGGCGGCCAGACGUUUUCGUUCGUGGUGGAGACGGGGGGUGGGAGUGGGGGGAGGAGGGAAGGGUUCGAGUGGCGCCGGUCGAGGGGGGGUGCGGUGGAGGCGCUGGGGGGGUCGGGGAGUGGGUGGAAGUUGGUUAGGAUGAGGACGGAUGCGCCGAACGGGUUGGAGGGAGGGGGAGGGGGAGGGCAAGGGGGGAUGCCUGUGGUGUUUGCGGGGGGCGCGACGGCGGGGGACGGGAGGGAGGUAGUGGCAGUGUGGGCGUGGGCGAAUAUGAGCCUGACGAAGAAAUUGCGGUUCCGGUUUCUGGGGUCGGGGGCUAGUGGGGUGUUGGGGGAGCGGUGGGCGGUUAUGGCUGUUGCGACUGCGUUGUGGGUUUGGGAGAGGGAGAGGAGGGCUAGGGAGGAGUCGGGGGGUGUGCGUUAG
This is a messenger RNA of Daldinia vernicosa, 867 nucleotides long. RefSeq lists its product as uncharacterized. The transcript has a single exon. The record is from RefSeq and is a predicted model, not a curated record. NCBI's taxonomy places the organism in Eukaryota, Fungi, Ascomycota, Sordariomycetes, Xylariales, Hypoxylaceae. The coding region runs from base 1 to 867 and encodes 288 amino acids.